This is a messenger RNA of Physcomitrium patens, 3336 nucleotides long. Its product is annotated as serine/threonine-protein kinase STY46. The record is from RefSeq and is a predicted model, not a curated record. Gene Ontology annotation, molecular function: protein serine/threonine kinase activity; ATP binding. NCBI's taxonomy places the organism in Eukaryota, Viridiplantae, Streptophyta, Bryopsida, Funariales, Funariaceae. Gene Ontology annotation, biological process: protein phosphorylation.
AAGAGAAGCGACUGUGAUGUUUGCUCUGGCAGAAUUACAGAAACCAACUAAUUAUGGAAGAGGAACAAAUACAUUGAUUCCGGAAAGCAGGACAGAUGUGGUUUCUGAGACAUUUCGAAGUCCAAGAAUUAUUCCAACGGAAUGUCACCACAGCCGCAGCCACAUUCUGAUUCCUGAACAUGGUCGUCGGUGUUUCCAGCCUAUAUUCCCGAAUUCCUUUCUUCUCUUGAUGUAGUCGUGGCCUUUCGAGGUCUCAAGAGGCAGUAUGUUUUUAUUGCAAGUGAAACAGAUAAGCACUCGAAUCCGGCGUAGUGUUUGUGUGUCGGCAAUAUCCUGGCUUCUCUUAGAAAUGGGGUAUGAUAAUCUUCCCAUGCGUGUCAGGCUUUCAUCCGGGAACACGUCUUGUGAGUGAUCCCUCGAUGACAUGCUACACUUGGCAGGUGGCUCUACGUUUUUAAAUUUGUGGUUAUAAUAAUGUGGCUGUGGCCCCCAUAGCUGACCUUCCAAGUCCCCGAUGUCAGCUAUUACGGUCGCCUUACGGUCGACGCGACAGAUAGGUCGGUAAUCAUUCGAAGAAUACUCCACGAGACAACGAUCGCGACGCUGAUGUAGAACAGACGACAGUUGCCUCAUCGCGAAUACUAGCUGCCCAGUUGCGCGAUUACCGCAGUAAUGAAUGCGCAAGGAGACGAUCGUCAUCUCUUUUUCCAAAUUAAAUCACUCUGUGGGCGUUUAUUCAAGUCCAAUAGGGUAGUCUGUUGCUGAAUGGGGAUCUCAAGGGCGUUGAUCGUCUCGUAUCGAGGUCUUUCCAUUUUCAUGUGAACCUAUAUUGGCAGUGAGAUUGAGCUCUAGAACGAGAGGCACCGACAUGUUCAUCCCGUGAUUCAGAAUAUUUUUAGAGUCAUCAAUGUUACCAGGGUUGCUAGGAUCCUGAUACGACACGAAUCCAUGGAAUCACAUGGAUUAGUCUUUACUAGGUGCUUGUGCGUCUGUUAUUAGGAAGUACUCUGAGUUGGGUGGCAAUUAUUUCAGAUAGUAAAGCUCUUCGCUGGGUUCGAAGAGGACGACUCUUUUCUUUUGGUUACGAUUGUCCCACAGUUUGAAGUUAUCUACCGAUUGGUGUGUCCCGGAUGCUGCAAGGGAUCCUUGCAAAGAUUCUUGGAUGGGUCGGGGAUUUUGCAUCAGGAGUAACUCAUGCCCUAGAUUUUUCGAGAAAAGCUUGCAAUACUGGGAUUUGAAGCAACGUUACGUACUGUUAGCGAAGGAUCUUUAUGGAAGAUCACUUGGGUGAAGCAAGCAUCAAGAUGGCAGUGCACAACGCGCAGCGCAAGCAGAAGAAGAGAGAAGUGUGCGAGAGCAUCCUGUCGCAGCUGCAGGACAGCGGAAACGAUGCUGCUUCAAUUCCUGGAUUCGCCGACGAGCUCCAAGCGCACUUUAACAGGCUUCCCACCCGAUAUGCAUUGGAUGUGCACAUCGACAGGACGGAGGAUGUUCUCACUCACAAGCGACUUCUGGAGGAGGCCAAGGUUGUCAGAAAUGUUGCCGCGUUCCAUGUUCGUUCAGUCGAGAUCUUUCCUUCUGAACCUCCGGAUAACUCAAUUUCUCAAACGGCUCCGAACCAGGCUGUUAACGAUCAGAGAUUGCAACCUCCGGCCUCAGAAUUCAAUAGUCCUACGUCAGCAUUAAUUGAUAAAGACAAGGAUGACAAUAGCCAUCAUUCUCAAAGUUCGACACACUUGACAAACGUGCCAAGGCAUGAAGUCACCAUCUCAUGCAUUGAUAGACCCAAACUUCUCAGUCAGUUGUCAGCGUUGCUCGCAGAUGUUGGGUUGAACAUUCGUGAGGCACACGUCUUCUCUACCACGGACGGCUAUUCUCUUGAUGUUUUUGUAGUAGAUGGUUGGCCGUCAGAGGGUAUUGAAGAUCUGAAACGGGCUUUACGUCAGGCUCUCUCAAUUUUGGAGCCUGCUGCACUGACUAGCCCGAAGCCAGUUCCUGAACAUGUGCCUCGUCAAAACCUUCCGAAGUGUGAGUUGAAGCCAGAAGCGGUUCCGUUAUUCAGUGGCACAGAUGAUUGGGAAAUUGAUAGUAGCCAGUUGAAGUUCAUUCGAAAGGUGUCAACUGGGUCCUCUGGAGACCUAUACCAAGGUAGUUAUUGUGGACAGGAUGUAGCGGUCAAAGUUCUUUAUCCAGAGAGGAUGAACGAAAGCAUGAAACUAGAGUUUCAACAAGAAGUGUUUAUCAUGCGGAAGGUCAGGCACAAGAACAUAGUGCAAUUCAUUGGCGCUUGCACAAAACCUCCCAAUCUAUGCAUCGUCACAGAGUACAUGUCAGGUGGAAGUGUUUACGACUAUUUGCACCAGCAGAAGGCAGUUCUGAGGAUACCAAUGCUACUGCGAGUGGCUAUUGAUGUCUCCAAGGCCAUGAACUACCUACAUCAAAAUAAAAUCAUACAUCGUGAUCUAAAAGCAGCAAACCUCCUCAUGGACGAGAACGAGGUGGUGAAGGUGGCCGAUUUUGGUGUAGCCAGAGUGCAAGCCCAGUCGGGCAUCAUGACAGCAGAGACCGGCACGUAUCGGUGGAUGGCUCCUGAGGUUAUCGAGCACAAGCCGUAUGAUUGCAAGGCAGAUGUUUUCAGCUUCGGCAUAGUGCUUUGGGAGCUACUAACAGGACAGCACUCAACUCUCAGUACCUGGAGUCUGGUCCAGGUUCCUUAUGCAGAUCUUACUCCUCUUCAAGCUGCAGUUGGCGUUGUUCAGAAGGGUUUGAGGCCAACCGUCCCUGAGAAAACCAAUCCGAAACUGAGUGAGUUGCUUCAUAGUAGUUGGAAAACAGACCCAGCUGAACGGCCUAGUUUCUCAGAAAUAACGGGUCAGCUUGAGGAAAUUUUGAAACAGGUGAAUGAAGAUGUUGCAGGAGAUGCAGCCACCAGACGUAAGGACAAAAAGAUGGCAGGUUCAUUUUCAACAUGGAAGCACUCACCAACUCAAUAAGUCAAGAACAAUCAACUGAGGUUCAUUUUAACGGUCCAGCGUACCCACUAGCAGAGAAAAAAACUCAUGGCGUGUAAACAAGCCAGAACAAGUGAUCUCUUUUGCAACUAUAACUUGUGGUCUCGAACAAGUGCUCUAAAACAAAUGUGGAAGGAUCUACUCAGGUAGUAUGGGAUGGCGUAUUAGUGUCAACUAACCACGUUAGGCUCUCUCAGCACUUUCAACAGAGAAUACAAAAUUUGUCAUAAUAGUUUCAACUAAGUUCGAAAAUUCUUUUAAAGACCGUCUGCAGAACCGCAUAAUACACUCUUGGGAAUAACACGUGCGAUUGCCUUGUAUGUGA